CACGGGAGAAAGCGCCACAGUUCCAGCGUUAAGCUCCCACUUUGGUCUUCCUCAGACUUGAGAAGCACUCUUGGUGGUCUCAAGUCGGCGGGUGGACACUGUCUCUCCAGUUCCUCACCUUGCCACAUCACUCCUCGGGUCGUCACGCGACAGACAAGAAAUCAGAAGCUCAGACUGCGAAUGUCCAGACAAAAGACUUGGUCGAGACUGUUAAUUAAAAAUGCAUUUGCAUAAGCUAAAACAAUCGCUUUUGUCGAGAUAAGAGGAGAAGUCAUCCACGGGAAGCUCACCAAGGGACUCCAUCCACCCGGAAGCCAGCAGUGGGCGCAGAGUUCUGUGUGAAAAUAAAGUGUUUGACACUCAUUGAGAGCGGAGGAGAGACAAAAGUAAACAUUUUAGAAGAAGUGCCACGGUGGGAAAGUGAGCCAGAACGGUGUGAGUGGCAAAAACGGGGACGUGAAUGGGAAAAGCUCGUUGCGAUUAACUUUGUGGCGGAAGUGGCUUGAAAGUCCUGUCGGAAGUGGGCAAAAGACACCCAGUUGGAGUAUCGCGAGUGAGGUGGAAAAUAAUUUCACCAAAUGGAAUAUUAUUAUUUGUACUCUACAAGUCCAUUUACUCUAUUUGUGCGGCAUCAGCACGAGGGGGUGUAAAAAUACCCCUGACGAGGGCAGGGUGAAGAGGAGAAAAAAUCUUUAUUACGAUGGAAAAUAGAGUUUCGUGACAGUUGGUAAUAAACAGAAUGCUGAAGUGAGAAUUACCCCGAGAGCCCCUUUUGCCGAAGCACCAAAUUCCGCAUGUGAAAGUGGAAGUGAGACAAGAAAUCAAAAGAGAACGCCAAGAGAAGAAAUUGCUGUGCUUUGGUGUAUCGAAUGAAUUGUGGGCAGAGUUGGAAGGAGAUAAUGUAGGAAAUUAAAUAGAUAUAGGAUUUCACACUGUUUGUCAGGUUGUUUAUCUUGCCUAAAAGAUUCUAAAGAGAGAGAGAGAGGAACUUUGGACGACCACCCUGCCCCCACAUGUGUCCCACUGUGCGAAUUGUGCGAGGGAUUGAGCAUCAGACCACCCAAUACAAUCAUCAUCCACCCCCUCAUCGAAGGGUGACUACCUAAGUUUGAGCAUCAAGCUAACGACUAAAUACGGAGCAAGAGUGAAAUACUUUCCGCUAUGAGAGGGCUGAGUGAAAUAUUUUUUGCACAAACUCUUUUUCUACUUAAUGGAAUUUUUAUGGCCACAAUACACGGAGACGAAGAUUUGCCCAAAUUUGGCGAACCCAUACAGAAUGUGACCAUUCCCAUUGGCCGGGAGGCGACGCUGAGCUGCACGAUAGACAAUUUACAGACAUACAAGAUUGCGUGGCUGCGUGUGGACACGCAAACAAUCCUCACGAUCCAGAAUCAUGUUAUUACGAAGAACCAUCGAAUGAGCAUCACGCACGCCGAGAAGAGAUCAUGGGUGCUCAAGAUUCGUGAUGUUAAGGAGUCAGAUAAGGGAUGGUACAUGUGUCAAAUAAACACGGAUCCCAUGAAGAAUCAAGUUGGAUACUUGGACGUUGUCGUUCCGCCGGAUAUUUUGGAUUAUCCCACGAGCACGGAUAUGGUGGUGAGGGAAGGCAGCAACGUGACACUGAAAUGUGCGGCCACCGGAUCCCCGACACCAACAAUUACCUGGCGCCGAGAGGGCGGAGAGCCCAUUUCUCUGGCCGGUGGCAGGGAAGUGACCAGCUUCAAUGGGUCUGUGCUCACAAUUCCACGGGUGAAUCGCCUCAACAUGGGAGCUUAUCUCUGUAUAGCAUCGAAUGGAAUUCCACCAACAAUUAGCAAAAGAGUCAUGCUCAUCGUUCACUUUCCGCCCAUGAUUUGGAUUCAGAAUCAACUUGUGGGAGCUGCACUUGGUCAAUCAAUAACGCUCGACUGUCAGUCAGAAGCUUUUCCCAAAUCCAUCAACUACUGGAUGCUCAAUGAUACAAUCAUCACCCCAGGGGAGCGUCACGAGCCCACGACGUACGAGAACACCUAUAGAGUUGUGAUGCGACUCACGAUAAAGAGGGUGGAAAAUGCAGACUUUGGAUCCUACAAGUGUGUUGCGAAGAAUUCACUUGGAGACACCGAUGGAGCCAUCAAAUUAUACCAUAUUCCGCAUUCGACAUUAUUGACUACAUAUCUUCCAACGACUGCAGUUGAGACGACCCCAUUGAUAAUUCAGCAGCAGAAGGAGAAUCCCGAAGAUCGAGGAACGUACUACAAAUCAACGGCCGGAGCUUAUUCUGUGGCAGUGAAUAAAAUUCUAAUCGGAACAACAUCCGGCUCCUGGAACUCGGAUGGCCGGGAAAGAGACCAUCGCCAUCGGUUCGACAGUGUGGCGAGCACGGAAGUGCAGCGGGACGUGGAUCUGCUCACGAAGGAGCAAUACGAAGCCUCAUCGAAGGCGUCAAGAGCUCCUCAGCCGCAAGUGCAUUGGACCUUCGUGGUACUUCUCAUUGCAUUCAGUGGCAUCCGAUUGCAGACGAUACAAGAAGCCAAUGGCUUUAUGAUGGACAAUUGAAAUGAGAUUGGAGGCAACAUAAUUAAUUCUUUGCACACGAGUUCAAUUGAAAAUUGCGCCAUACUCUUCAUUCGCCGAUAAAUCCCGGAUUAUUUCCACCUCCUCGACAGUACUGGCGCGCAAGAAGUUUGGGUCUAAUCAUCGAAAGCGAAUUAAGAGUCGUAAGACGAUGGGAAGGAUGAAAAGCUCAGACGAAAUGUGGGGAGAAUUAAUCAUUUUUCAAUUGAUCUCUGAGUGCAUUUCGUUGCUUCGCGUUAUUCAAUUAAUCUUCCUAUUUGAGGAUAAAGUAAGGGAGUUCAAUUAGGAUCUCAUAAUUGAUUUCUAUUCCCACAAUCACACAGUAUUUCUUUCCAGUUAACCAUGUUAAUACGUAUAGAUUGGCCAAAAUUGAUUUCGAUGCUACAUAUAAUCAUAAACUACAUAUUUGUCAUCGCAAUUAAAUCUUUAUUUGCUCUUGUUUGGUGUAAAAAAAUAUCUCAUUUAAUUUUAUUUGACGAUGCACCCAAUUUAACAAAAAAAAAUAAAACAUCAUAGCGAGAAAGGAGAUAAAAAUCAAUGUUUUUUGCUGCGGUCACCAAUACAAAAAAAUUGUUAUUUAUCAAUGGAGCAAUUUAUAUGUAAAUGCAUUCGUAUUUAAUUGUGAGGAAGUAAUAGAAAAAAACAAAAAUCAGAUUAAACAUAUAGCACAGAUAAAAAAAUGAUAGAGUCACAUCUAUAAUUAGUUGCUCAAAUAAAUGAAAAAAAACAGUGGAUAUCUAAAUCUAAAUAUAAUUUGAAAAUUUUUGUGAAAUGCUUUAUCCGCUUUAACAUUGGAAAACAUGUUAAUUUUAUAAAUUCAUUUUAUAUUCAUCCCAAAAUAUUUAUCCUCAAAUACAGAUUAUAUGAUAUACGUAAAUAAAUAAAAAGUGAAAACGUUAAAGAGCUUUUCCCCCCUAAAGUAAACCAAUUGAAAGCCAUUCCUAUACAAAUAAAAUCUCUUCUCUAAAUGUGGGACUCUCAAAACAUGAAGAGAUGUAAUAAAAAAAAUUAGUUGUGAUUUGAAAGCAUAAAAUGACAAAUGAAUAUUCCAAUAAAGAGUUGUAGUGUAAAUGUUGUAGAGAAAUAUUUGUAAAUAUAGUGAAUAUGUGAUGGGAAAAUAUGAGGAAAAUAAUAUAAUUAUAAAUGCCCGUGGCAGAUACUGGAUUGUUGAUUUCAAGAGGAAAUGCACCUCAUAUUGCAAAUAUAAUAAAAGGGGAUGUAAUUCUAUAUUAAAAUGAAAAAAUGAUUCACUUGCUUUUGCUACGAAAUUUAUGCUUUUAUCAUCCGUUUAUUCAAUCCUCUCAUUUUCUCCUCAUUAUAAUUCCGUGAGUCAUUCAGUAGCAUUUGUUUGGGGAAAUAUCGUGGCUCUUUUAGAACAUAUAAUAUUGUUUUCUUCACAGAGGAGGUUCUCAUUAGCUAAUUCCUUAACUGUUAGUUAAUUCCAUAGAAUUUACAGUAUAUAUAAUAAGAUUAAUUUAACUCUAUAUUGUAGGAAAAAAAAUCACACUAUUGUGUAUAAAAUACCUAUACUACAAAUUAAGGUGAAAUAAUUUAAAAAUACAGAGUAUAUUGAGAGAAA
This is a messenger RNA of Phlebotomus argentipes, 4135 nucleotides long. RefSeq names its product opioid-binding protein/cell adhesion molecule homolog. Lineage: Eukaryota; Metazoa; Arthropoda; Insecta; Diptera; Psychodidae. Gene Ontology annotation, cellular component: neuron projection. The transcript is spliced from 12 exons. The record is from RefSeq and is a predicted model, not a curated record. The coding region runs from base 1162 to 2538 and encodes 458 amino acids.